CAAGAUGGCGUCGAUGCGCGAGAGCGACACCGGCCUGUGGCUCCACAACAAGCUGGGCUCCACCGACGAGCUGUGGGCGCCGCCCAGCAUCGCCUCGCUCCUCACCGCCGCCGUCAUCGACAACAUCCGCCUCUGCUUCCACGGCCUCUCCUCGCCCGUCAAGCUCAAGCUGCUCCUCGGCGCUCUGCACCUGCCCCGGCGCGCCGUCGACGAGAUGAAAGUUGCCCUGGGCGACAUUAUCCAGCUCGCUACUUUGGAUUCAGACCCCUGGGUCUUAAUGGUAGCUGAUAUUUUAAAAUCAUUUCCAGAUACGGGCUCCCUUAACCUUGAUCUGGAAGAGCAGAACCCCAAUGUUCAGGAUAUUUUAGGGGAACUGCGAGAAAAAGUGAGCGAAUGUGAAACUUCCGCCAUGUUGCCGUUAGAAUGCCAGUACUUAAAUAAAAAUGCCUUGACCACGUUGGCUGGACCACUGACUCCGCCCGUGAAACAUUUCCAGCUGAAACGGAAGCCGAAAAGCGCUACUCUCCGGGCCGAGCUCUUGCAGAAGUCUACUGAAACUGCUCAGCAACUGAAGAAGACCGCGGGAGUGCCUUUCCAUGCCAAAGGAAGGGGGCUGGUCAAAAAGAUAGAUACAACAACACCGCUCAAAGGAAUCCCGAAACAAGCACCAUUCAGGAAUCCCACCACCCCGAGCGUAUUCAGCCCUGCUGGAAACAGAACGCCCAUUCCUCCUUCGAGAACUCCUCUGAGCAAAGAAAGAGGAGUAAAGUUUCUAACUAUCAAAGAGCUGGAAGUGGUCAGUGCUGGCCGGGAAGCGAAAAGAAGAAGAAAGACUUUAGAUUCAAAAGUGGUGGAGAAACCAGCAAAAGAGGAAACCAUUCUAGAAAAUGCCACUCCAGAUUACGCAGCUGGACUUGUGUCUACUCAGAAACUGGGAGCGUUGAAUAAUGAGCCUGCCCUGGCUUCCACCAGCUACCUUCCUGCAGCCCCCAGCAUCGUGCCGUCUUCCUCUUACGUUCCAAGUUCUGACGCGCAAACAGCCGGAUCCGCCCGAGAACCCUUAGCAGCGAAAGAAGAGGCCGCCACGCCCCCCGCCGGCGCGGUCCCGACUCAGUUCCAGCAAAGGACGCCCAUGUACAACAGCAACGCCAACUCGGUGGCGGCGACGCCUGCCUCUCCUGUGACCCCUCCAGCCACAGCUCCGGCGGUGCAGGCACCCCCGGCGGCACCACAGACUCAACAGGCGGCGCCAAAGAAAACCCUCCUUCUAACCAGGGAACAAACGUACGCAGCACAAGAAAUGUUCAAGACCGCAAACAAAAUCACAAAGCCAGAGAAGGCGCUUAUUUUGGGAUUCAUGGCAGGCUCGAGAGAGAACCCGUGCCAGGAGCAGGGCAAUAUCAUCCAGAUCAAGCUGAGCGAGCACACGGAGCAGCUGCCCAAGGCAGAUGGCACUGGGAGCACUACCAUGCUGGUCGACACAGUCUUCGAAAUGAACUACGCCACCGGCCAGUGGACCAGGCUAAAGAAGUACAAGCCCCUGACCAACGUCUCCUAA
Euleptes europaea (tarantolino) is the source of this 1558-nucleotide messenger RNA. RefSeq names its product negative elongation factor complex member A (gene NELFA). Gene Ontology annotation, cellular component: NELF complex. The transcript is spliced from 11 exons. NCBI's taxonomy places the organism in Eukaryota, Metazoa, Chordata, Lepidosauria, Squamata, Sphaerodactylidae. Bases 5 to 1558 code for a protein of 517 amino acids. The record is from RefSeq and is a predicted model, not a curated record. Gene Ontology annotation, biological process: negative regulation of transcription elongation by RNA polymerase II.